This is a messenger RNA of Linum tenue, 2387 nucleotides long. NCBI's taxonomy places the organism in Eukaryota, Viridiplantae, Streptophyta, Magnoliopsida, Malpighiales, Linaceae. The record is from the annotation of a GenBank genome assembly.
CAACCAAAAAACCAUCAUCAUCAGAGAAAAAAAAAAAAGAGAGAGAGAGCACUAAUUUGUAAUUACAACUCUCGCCUCAAUUCCCUUUUUUCCAUUCUUGCGCUCUUUCCCCUUCCCCCAAUUUCCCUAAUUCAGUUCCAUUCAUCCCCUCCCCCAAAUUUUUCUCUCUCUCUCUCUCUCUCUCUCCCUUUCCUGCCGUCCCUUCUCCCCGGCCGGAUCGGAUUCCCUCUCCUUUUCCUUUUCCCUUAUCCAACAAUGGAUCCCCGCCGCCGAUCCACCAAAAAGCCAGUUGUCGUCGUCCAGUCCCUCCACCACCACCACCACCAUGGCCCUCCCUCCGCCGCCGCCGCCGCCACCCACCACCAGGAAGACAGCCACCGCCGGGCCUCCGACGCCCUCCCGCUCCCACUCUACCUCACCAACGCCCUCUUCUUCACCCUCUUCUUCUCCGUCGUCUACUUCCUCCUCACCCGCUGGCGGGAGAAGAUCCGCACCUCCACCCCUCUCCACGUCCUCACCUUCUCCGAAAUCCUCGCCGUCCUCGCCUUCCUCGCCUCCUUCGUCUACCUCCUCGGCUUCUUCGGCAUCGACUUCGUCCAGUCCUUCCUCCUCCGCCCCUCCCUCGACGAAGACGAGGAAGAGGACGACGUUGUUGUUGACGCCAGAUUCGCCGCCUGCCCCCAAUCCCUCGAUUGCGCCACCGCCGCUCCCGCCCCUCCUCCGCCCAUGGAAUUGUUGCCCCAGGACGACGAGGAGGUCGUCCAGUCCGUCGUCUCCGGCGCCCUGCCUUCCUACUCCCUCGAAUCCAAAUUGGGGGAUUGCAAGCGCGCCGCCUCAAUCCGCCGCGAGGCCCUGCAGAGGGUCACCGGCCGUUCUCUAACCGGGCUGCCGCUCGAUGGAUUCGACUACGAUUCGAUCCUGGGCCAGUGCUGCGAGAUGCCGGUCGGGUACGUCCAGAUCCCCGUCGGGAUCGCGGGGCCGUUGCUGCUCGACGGCAGCGAGUACUCCGUCCCCAUGGCCACCACCGAAGGAUGCUUGGUCGCCAGCACCAACCGCGGCUGCAAGGCGAUUCACUUGUCCGGCGGGGCCAACAGCGUGCUCCUCAAGGACGGGAUGACCAGGGCUCCCGUCGUCCGGUUGCCCAACAUCGAGAGGGCCGCCCAGCUCAAGUUCUACCUCGAGGACCCACACAAUUUCGACACGGUUUCCAUGGUUUUCAACAAAUCCAGCAGGUUCGCCAGGCUCCAGAGCGCCAGGUGUACCAUGUCCGGAAGGAGCGUCUACAUCAGGUUCUGCUGCAGCACAGGGGACGCCAUGGGGAUGAACAUGGUCUCCAAAGGGGUUCAGAAUGUGCUGGAUUUCCUGCAGGCCGAUUUCCCUGACAUGGACGUCAUCGCCAUCUCAGGCAACCUGUGCUCGGACAAGAAGCCUGCAGCAGUGAACUGGAUAGAAGGGAGAGGGAAGUCAGUGGUGUGCGAGGCUGUGAUCAAAGGAGACGUGGUGAAGAAGGUAUUGAAGACCAGCGUGAAGUCACUGGUUGAGCUGAACAAGGACAAGAAUCUGGUUGGUUCAGCCAUGGCAGGUGCUCUUGGUGGGUUCAAUGCGCAUGCUAGCAACAUCGUCAGUGCUGUGUACCUAGCCACCGGCCAGGAUCCCGCUCAGAACGUGGAGAGCUCCCACUGCAUCACUUUGAUGGAAAGCACGAAUGAGGGGCAGGAUCUCCAUGUCUCGGUCACCAUGCCUUGCAUCGAGGUUGGAACGGUGGGAGGUGGGACGCAGCUUGCAUCGCAGUCAGCUUGCUUGAACCUGCUCGGGGUGAAGGGCGCUCACAAGGAGACGCCUGGGGCGAACGCGAGGCGACUGGCAACCAUAGUGGCAGGCUCUGUUCUUGCCGGUGAGCUGUCCCUUAUGUCUGCACUCGCGGCAGGACAGCUGGUGAAGAGUCACAUGAAGUACAACAGAUCCAGCAAGGAUGUCACCACCCACGCUGCUGCUGCUGCUUCCUCGUAAUUUAUAUUUCUUAGAGGAGAAGGGAGAGAGCUGUUUUUUUAACUAUGCUGGCGCUUGGUUUGGGGAAUCUGAGAGCCAAGGGGGGAGGGGGAAAGGCUGUAUUGCAUUCUGGAAGGGGAGAACACGAGAGAGAAGAAGAAGGAGAAGAAAAACCCACCAAGGCACAAUUUGUGAUUCUUUUGUUUACUGUUCUCGUGUGAGGAUUAGGGUUUCACUGCCAUUGUCGUUUGAUCAAAUUGCAACUACUACUGCUCUAUAUUUUUAAAUUUAUUUUCCCAGUGUACGAUUUGCGUUUGAUAAUAUGAUCAUGAAAGUAAGAACCAUAUUUUGCUUGCUGGUGUUUUUAGCGUGUUUAUGGAAACUGUGUUUGUUAGCAG